This is a messenger RNA of Cyprinus carpio (common carp), 2457 nucleotides long. RefSeq lists its product as uncharacterized. NCBI's taxonomy places the organism in Eukaryota, Metazoa, Chordata, Actinopteri, Cypriniformes, Cyprinidae. Bases 5 to 982 code for a protein of 325 amino acids. Gene Ontology annotation, molecular function: RNA-DNA hybrid ribonuclease activity; nucleic acid binding. The record is from RefSeq and is a predicted model, not a curated record. The transcript has 3 exons.
UCCCAUGCCUUUUAUUGAUAUCCAGUUACACAAAGACAAACAUAAUGAGGAGAAUAUCCUGGAUAGCGUAACGGUACAAGAUUACAUAGAUCAUGUAUAUUAUAGUGCCAUCCAGAUAUAUACUGAUGGCUCAAAAGAUCGAGACUCUGGUACAACAUCUGCAGCAGUAUUUAUACCUCAAUUUAAAGUCAACAUUUUGAAAAGAACAUCAGAUCACAUUUCAGUAUUUAUAUCAGAAUUAAUAGCAAUUAUAUUAGCAUUACAGUGGGUUGAAGAAGUUCAGCCAAUCCUAUCAGUUAUAUGCACAGACUCUCUAUCUGCAAUUGAAAGUCUUGCAAGUGGUAUUUCUACAGCUAGACAGGACUUGAUUUAUGAAAUAUUACAAAGUAUUUUUAGAACCAGACAAUUGGGAAUCAUUAUUCAUAUUCUUUGGAUACCGGCUCAUAUGGGGGUGGUAGGAAACGAAGUGGUGGAUAGUUUAGCCAAACAGGCCAUAAAAUUUACAGAAGUUGAUAUUAAUAUUGCAUUGAGUAAGACUGAGAUAAAAAGUAUAAUAGCAAAGGAAAUUAGGAAGAAAUGGCAGAACGAGUGGGACAGUGGAAAUAAGUGUCGACAUUUAUACAACAUUCAAGGAACAGUUGGUUUAGAAAGAAGAAACAUUGGAAAUAGGAGGAAGGAUGUUUUAAUCUCAAGAAUGCGCAUUGGCCAUUGUCUAUUAAAUCAAAGUAUGUUCAAGAUUGGGAAACACCAGACUGGGUAUUGUGACAAAUGUAGUUCAGAAAUUAUGGAAACAGUAGAACAUGUAUUAUUAAAAUGUGAGGCUUAUGCAAGAGAAAGGGUUAAAUUAUUUCAAGCAUUAAGAGAAAUGGAAAUGGAAGUUUUUUCCAUCCAAGCAUUAUUAGGUAAUUGCCCAAAGCAAUUUAAAAUAUACGAAGAAUUAUUUAAUUUCUUAAAAAACACUCAUUUAAUUAACAGAAUUUAGGUCCCUACUACCAUAACGUUAUCCACACUCCAAUCCUGUAGGUGGCGGCAAUGCACCAUUUAAGUUUGGUUUGCCAACCGCCAUUAAACUUGAAAAGAAGAAGAAGAAAAAGAAAAAAUCGCCAAAUUAUAUUUAAAACGUCCAAACAUCUAUAUAAAAAAACACAUUAAGCAAAAACACUUAAUGGUGUUUUGUGUAUGAUUAGAAAUAAAACCAAAAGCUGAAAAUGAUUUUAUGGUGUAUUCAUGGGUGUCUUGGAAAAUAUACGUGAUCACUAAACUGACUCGACAGACGGUGAACUCAUUCUUUUGUCUCUAUACAAAUAGACAUUUACAUAGACGGGCGAAUCUCCUGGUUUUGUAAAUGUGGCCAGUUACAUUUGCAUUAAGCACCAAGUUUGCGCUUGUCGUGCAGUAGCAGAUUCUUUUUUUUUAAUGGAUAGUAACUCUUGUCUACCAAUCCUCACUCAUGAAGGCUGUUGGUGUUGAUCAAAUACCAUGCGAGUCUAUGUUUUAUUUAUCAUUUAUUUGUGCAGAUGGGAUUUUUUCCCAAAAGAAAACAAAUCUCCCCGUUUUAUUUUCCUGCAGACUGCAAGACAGGGGCGUAACUUGAAGUGGGCGUAACUUGACGAAAGAGGCGUAACUUGAAGUUGUCCAAAUCACACAGAACCACGCGAGAUGUCAAAACGAGAUUUUGUCCGGCUGCGUUCGAAACCACAUACCCUUUAAUUAGGCACUUAAUUUCAAUAAGAACUAAUUUAAAGAGCGAUAAAAGAGUACAUACUCUACAGCCUGAAUGCGUAUUUGUGUAUGAAGCAUUAAUGCGGAUAUCAUCAUCCGCUAUGUUGAUCAUGUGACCUACAAAGUUAAAAUGAGUGUAAAAACUUAAAAGAUAUGAGUGACAGGUUUAAUAAAUGUAUUUGUAUCUUGAUAAUGAAGUUUGUAGCAUAGCCAAUACUGUUAAUUUAAGUUUUUAUAUUUUUAAGAAUAUUUUUUCAAUUAUUUAAUGUGAAUUUUUUUUCUUGUAUAGUAUCUCAUACUAUGAUGAACACGUUAAAUUUUUAUUUACUGUUUUAUGGCGUUAUGAUUGUUAUUGUUAGAUACAACCCUCUUACCAUGAUCUUUUAUGUAAAAAGUUUGGCAUAAAUAAUAAAAAAGAGGGUCAGGCGCACUACCACCUCACAGCAUCACUAACUCAACAGUCCAGUACAGUUUCUCUCAGCGACAAUAUCUGCACAAACGAAACGUCGAACAGCUGCUCGAAGAUCUUGCCUUUGGAGAAGAUUGUUGAUUUUAUACUCUAAAAAUAUGGUGAACCCCACAUCUUACUAUCAUCUCAACACAGCUGAGACAGUUCUGCUGCGCUGUGCUUCACAAUCUCACUCUUCUCAACGGGGAUGUCGUUGAGCAACAGGUCCUGCUCCACCACAAAAGAUCUGCAGCAAAUGCACAGAAAUCAACAAUAAGAAAAGUGCU